Molecule: messenger RNA, 660 nt
Organism: Bipolaris sorokiniana ND90Pr
Lineage: Eukaryota; Fungi; Ascomycota; Dothideomycetes; Pleosporales; Pleosporaceae
Exons: 4
Source: RefSeq, a predicted model, not a curated record
CCAUGACUGAAAUCAAUCCGCUUGAUGUGCUGGCCAUAAAGAACGUGGUAUCACGUUACUGCCAAGCGCUGGAUUCGAAAGACUUCGAUAUGUUAGGCGAGGUGUUCGUUCCAGAUGUUGAAGCGAACUAUCCCUUCAACAACAGCAUGAAGAGCUUGAGCGAAGUGAAAGACGCUAUCAAGAGCCGUCUCGGACCGGUCCGCACACACCAUAGCCUUACAACGCAAACCAUCACUUUCAGGCCUGACGUGCGCACGGCGCAGGUAGAGACAUACUUCCAGGGAGUGCAUUUUGGACAGGGCCCACAUGAGGGCAAGAUGCUGUGCGCAUACGGUAAGUAUAUCGACAACGUGAUGCUGCUGAAGGCAGAAAACGAUAAUUACGAGGGUGUACGUGGUGCGAGCGGAAUUUGGAGAAUCACGAACAGGACGGUGACCUUUACCCAGAGGAUUGGCGAUGAGAAAAUUAUGCAGGAGCAUUAAUUUACAUAAUGUCACUGAUUCUUUUGUUUUCUAUGGGAGAAUCACUAUCGAGGCUCUCUUGCCUCUCUUAGAAAGUUCGUGUUGACGGCCACGUAUGUGACGACACUACGCCUUCUCUCUGGUCCUUUCCAUCUGCAAACAACUUCUGAUAACCACUCACAAUACACUCUGUGCCUGC